Ostertagia ostertagi is the source of this 435-nucleotide messenger RNA. Lineage: Eukaryota; Metazoa; Nematoda; Chromadorea; Rhabditida; Trichostrongylidae. The record is from the annotation of a GenBank genome assembly.
AUGGCUGUCAUCUUUGCAUCAUCAGCUUUCGGCGAUUUCGUGCGAUCCCAUUUUGCUGCUCAAUCGCUGGAAAUAAGUGGAUCUGUCAAAAUUGAAAGAAGCGUCAACUUCAGCUUAUCUGCACGACCGGAUGGUAAGGUUGCCCGAAAUCUGAAUCUCAUUGCUCGAAGUGGCCAGGCUAUAGCCCUUGUGGGAGCAUCAGGCUGUGGAAAGAGUACCGUGAUUCAGCUUCUUGAGAGAUUUUACGAGCCGGACAGUGGAAAUAUUGGAUACGAGACGGAUGUCGGCGAGAAGGGAGGUAGCCUCUCAGGUGGACAGAAGCAGCGUAUUGCUAUAGCCAGAGCGUUGAUUCGUAAGCCGAAGAUCAUUCUGUUGGAUGAAGCCACAAGUGCGCUCGAUACUGAAAGUGAAAAGGUACUAGCCGUAUUGCCGUGA